AUUAUUACUUCUGUAUAAACUUGUCUUUAUACCAAGAAAACUUUUCGUGUUCUGCAAAGAAAAUAAAUUAUGAAUUUCGACAGUUUCUUUCGUCAAUUUUUCGGAUUAUCGCAUCCUGCGAAAAGACCGUCUGAAGAAGGGCUUGAUGAAGAUUCGCGGAAUUUAGGCAGUAGCGCAAUGUUUCAUGGCGCUCAAUGGAAUAGUGAACUUGAUCAACUUGAUAAAAUAAUGAUCAAACUUCUAAAAGAGAGUUUUGAAAGUCUAUCGAUGUUCACUGAUGUUCCAUUACAUCAAGAACACUUAGACAUGCCUGUAUAUCCACAAGCUUCCCUUAGAGACCAAAUGCUAAAGCCAGGAUUUACAGACCAACCAAAUAAAGAGGACUGGAAACCAGAAAGAAAUAUAAAAGCUGGAGUUAAUGUGGAUGAAACUACCAAAGAUGAAAAAAAUUUAGCUGUGUUGCUACCAAAAGCCAGAGAAGAUGGAAUGUAUUAUUCAACCAGGUCUUCAACAAACUAUUUCCAUAGCUCGAAUGGUGCAACAGAAUCAAAGUCCACAAUAAAUGACAGAGAUGGUUGUUACAGAGAUUUGACAACAAAAGAAUUUAAUGGAAAAAAAUAUGUGAUGGAACGAAAACAGUGCCCUGGAGCUCCCCCACAGACAACAGAAACACUCAUUAACUUGUCUAGGGAAGAAUUGCCAGAAUUCUUAAAAAACUGGCGAACUGAUCAGGGUGUUGGAAAUCAAGAUAUGUUUGACUUUUGGGGCUCCUUUAAAUAAAUAAAAUUUUAUUUUAAUUGUAUAUUUUUGGAGAAUAAUUGUAAUCAUUUAAAAUUAAAUAAACAUACAAUACACAUACAA
Messenger RNA from Daphnia carinata, 861 nucleotides. RefSeq lists its product as uncharacterized. The coding region runs from base 70 to 780 and encodes 236 amino acids. The transcript has 3 exons. NCBI's taxonomy places the organism in Eukaryota, Metazoa, Arthropoda, Branchiopoda, Diplostraca, Daphniidae. The record is from RefSeq and is a predicted model, not a curated record.